Peronospora matthiolae is the source of this 414-nucleotide messenger RNA. The record is from the annotation of a GenBank genome assembly. NCBI's taxonomy places the organism in Eukaryota, Oomycota, Peronosporomycetes, Peronosporales, Peronosporaceae.
AUGGGCAGUCUUGCCGAAGGGGUUUCUCAAAUUCCCAUGAGAUUUCAGACUCAGGGUACCCACGCCACUUUACCAGAUACUGGUAUUGGCCCUGACGACGACGUCGUUUUAGUAGUAUCUCGACAUGAAAUUGACGACACCCAUGCUCGUCGAGCAAAGUCGGUGGCGGCCGGUGUACCGGUGGAGGCCCACGAGAAAUUGGUUCCCGAAGUGAAGGGUCUUCAAGAGGCCUUGGGUAAGUCCCAGUGCAUGCUGGAUGCGAUGCAAAGCCGCCUUCAGUCGAUGGAGCAAGCUCAAACUCGGAGCGAGGGUCAGUUGGACUUGUUGAUUUGCCUACAGAAAUCCGGGACAGUGCCCUUGUCGUCGGCGCAAGCGCCUCCAAGUUCACAUGGGAAGGAUCCCGGUACGGCUUAA